This is a messenger RNA of Melanaphis sacchari, 509 nucleotides long. RefSeq names its product 40S ribosomal protein S27 (gene RpS27). Gene Ontology annotation, molecular function: RNA binding; structural constituent of ribosome. The record is from RefSeq and is a predicted model, not a curated record. Gene Ontology annotation, biological process: translation; ribosomal small subunit assembly. Bases 183 to 437 code for a protein of 84 amino acids. The transcript is spliced from 4 exons. Gene Ontology annotation, cellular component: cytosolic small ribosomal subunit; ribosome. NCBI's taxonomy places the organism in Eukaryota, Metazoa, Arthropoda, Insecta, Hemiptera, Aphididae.
UGUAUGUGUCAAAAUUAAUAGUAAACAUAUCGGACCCAACUGUACUUAUACUUGAUACUAAACGUCUUGUUUUGUCAUCAACAAAUUUUCGUUAAACUUGAUCUUUUUGCUCUUAGUCGCCAAUUAUCGCGUACCUACAGUGAUAAUACUUAAUUUUGUGUCAAUCUUUCAAAUAAGACAAUAUGCCUUUAGCUAAAGAUUUGCUUCAUCCUACUGCUAUUGAAGAACGCAGGAAACACAAGUUAAAGCGUCUUGUCCAACACCCAAAUUCUUUCUUUAUGGAUGUCAAAUGCCCCGGAUGUUAUAAAAUCACAACUGUAUUCAGUCACGCUCAGAGCGUAGUUAUAUGUACCGGAUGUUCCACAAUUUUAUGCCAACCCACUGGAGGAAGAGCUAGAUUAACUGAAGGUUGUUCUUUCAGGAAGAAAGCUUACUAAGAUCCUGGCUCCUGUAUUUUAAUGUACAAUAUGAAUAUGCGUUGAAUAAUAAAAACAUUAAAAAAAAAAUUA